Hemicordylus capensis (graceful crag lizard) is the source of this 2163-nucleotide messenger RNA. It is a transcript of the gene VAMP5, whose product is annotated as vesicle associated membrane protein 5. NCBI's taxonomy places the organism in Eukaryota, Metazoa, Chordata, Lepidosauria, Squamata, Cordylidae. The coding region runs from base 1 to 594 and encodes 197 amino acids. Gene Ontology annotation, biological process: Golgi to plasma membrane protein transport. The transcript is spliced from 4 exons. The record is from RefSeq and is a predicted model, not a curated record. Gene Ontology annotation, cellular component: plasma membrane.
AUGCAAACCUCCUGGUCUCGGGCUGCUGGCCGGGUCGUGGAGCGGCAGGCGCUAGUCUCCCCCGCAGACCCCCUGCGGCAGCAGCACCCCGGCCGGAGGAGGGCGCGCUUCGGCGGUUGCCCGCCCGUCGAGGCGCCUGUUCCCUCAAGAGGGCGGCAGGCAGGCAGGCAGAAGCCGCUCGCAGCCCAGAGCCCCACGCCUGCCGCCGCCGCCGCCGGCGCUUCCCCACCGACGGAGAGUCGGCGACCAGCGGCAGCAGCCAUGGGAGAACAUCAGUUGAAGGCAUUGCAGGAGGAGGCGGACGGGGUGAAGGACAUCAUGCUGGAGAACUACAACAAGGUGCUGGACCGUGAAGGCAAGCUGACCGAGUUGGAUCAAAGGGCAGACGAUCUCCGUAACCAGAGUUCUGCCUUCAGCAAGACAACGCAGACCUUGGCCUGGAAGAAGCGCUGGGAGAAUAUGAAAUGGAAGAUCAUCCUGGGAGUUGGAGUUGCUGUCAUCAUGGUCGUCCUCUUGGCAAUCAUUCUCUACUUCGCCAUCCCCCGACCGGGGAGCCAGGAUGCCCCGGCCCAAGGGGCUGAUGGUGGAAACUAGCCCAGAGGCCGCCUCCCUGCCCCUUGCCUCAGUGCAUCAAUCAUCAUCGCGGAUGCUGCUGCUGCUGCUGCUGCUGCUACUGGGGACCAGAGCAGGACCCCCUACAGCAAGACUGUGGAGCAGAGCAGCGCUGCCACGACUCUUCCGUGGACAGGCUCAGAGGAUGGGCCUCCGGAAAAGCCACGUCGGUGCUCAGCCCUCGAUGGCAAGAUGCGGCACAUAUGCAGUCCUCGGUCACGUCAUGAACCUGUGAAUCAGGGGCCUGAACACUCCUCGCACUCGGUCCUCUGGAUCCAGGAGCCUCCACAUUGCUCUGACGGCCCCAUCAUGAUGCCGCCUGCAUCCCCACCGAGGCAGCCAACCCAGGCCUGGAGGGAUGUGGGUGCCAGGGCUGGGCACCCUUGCAUCCUGCUAGUUUCAUUCCUGGAACCUAGCACAGUGUGGCAGAGAGAGGGAAAAGGAGAGGAGGCUGAUUUGGGCAGUUGAGCCAAGUGUCACCAAGGGGGCUGCUCGGAGCCCCGGGACGGGGGGGGCACACUUGUCCCCGGGCACAGGCCUCGCUCACGUCAAUGGCACUUGUGCAGAACUUUCUCCAGGACUGUGAAUUCAAGGGGGAGAGGUGGGUGGGGCAGGGAAAAGGUGGGAUGUGGGUUUUCAGUCUCUGGCACUUCAGCCUUGAGCUGGGCCCAUUGUUGUAUGUCUGGCCGAGUUCUCAGUAUAAGGCUGUUUCUGCACAGCUGAGAAGACGGCUGUUGCUCCUCAGCCUAAGCAAGCCACAAGCCACACGUGGGGAGAGCUGGGGGGUUUUAAGACUGGAUCAUGCUGCAGCACAACCCGGCAGGGUGUGCAGGUCCUGUCACUGCAGGGGGCACCAUGCCUGCAUGGGCCCACCACCGUGCCAGCUCUCUUCUCCUGGGGGACACGACUCCUUGCUUGAGGACUCCACCCUGCAGACUUUGCCCUGUUGCCAUUUUGGGACCUCCCAGAGAGGCCCCAACUUCAGUGCAGUGCCCUUUCAGCAUUCACAAAGGCCACUUGGACACACAUUGGGAGUCUUUCCCCUCAUUCUCCCUCGGCCAGAGUUUUCCUCUUUUUAAAUACAUGCUCAGCAAUUCAGCCAUUUUCAUUACAAGAUGAUUACUUUUCAGGGUUUUUUUUUUGUUUUUGCACACAGAAGCUGCCUGUUUAGCUAUCUUAUAAGGGACAAAGGCGAAGGAUUUCCCAGGAAAUUCAAUCCAAAGCACGCCCCAUCUUACUGCAGGGCUGCUGCUGCUGCUGCUCCUGGUGCCUGACAAGCAUCCGCUUUCCUGGCUAUUAGUGCCAGUCAGUGACAUAAAUGCUACUUGAUGUAACUGCCGAAAAGUGCCUUGUACUUCAGAUAGCCGGGUUGGAAAGAGAAACCUCCCCCGAUCUCUUGCCUCCUACUGUGUUUCAAGUGUGCCUGCUCGUUGCAGCUUGAGUUCCAUGUAGCAGACAGAAGUGUGGAAUGAUUUCAGAUUGUUCUUUCUGUACGGCUCAAGAGCCAUUUUCUGUGGCAAGAACAGUAAAAGGCGAAGGGUUUCCUGACAA